Dryobates pubescens (Downy woodpecker) is the source of this 2054-nucleotide messenger RNA. RefSeq names its product tubulin folding cofactor C (gene TBCC). Gene Ontology annotation, biological process: tubulin complex assembly; post-chaperonin tubulin folding pathway. The coding region runs from base 43 to 1080 and encodes 345 amino acids. Gene Ontology annotation, molecular function: tubulin binding. Gene Ontology annotation, cellular component: cytoplasm. The transcript has a single exon. The record is from RefSeq and is a predicted model, not a curated record. Lineage: Eukaryota; Metazoa; Chordata; Aves; Piciformes; Picidae.
CGGCGCCGCGCUUAGUGCCCGGAGGGCAGGCGAGGAGACAAGAUGGAGGGAGAGGCGGCGGCUCAGGAGCUGCUAGAGCCGGCUGCUUUCGUGGCUCCGCUGCAGCCUGAGAUGGCCGCCGCCGUGGUGCUGCCGGAGCGGCUCCAGCGGCGGGAAGCGGAGCGGCAACAGGGCGUAGAGCGGCAGCGGCAGAAGAAGGAGGCGCAGGUGGUGAAGGAGGAGCAGAGCGAGUUUUUCGUCGCCGCUUUCGCCCGGGAGCGAGAGGCCGUGGAGGCGCUUAUUGUGGCGGGGCAGCUGGAGGAGGCGGCUGCCCGCUUGCAAGGGCUGCAAAAGCUGCUGACGGAGAGCGUGCGAUUCCUGGCGCCCUACGAGGUGCGGCAGGGGCAGGAGGCCGUGGCGCGGCUCCAGGGGGACCUGGCGGUCCGACGCCAGCAGCUGCAGCCCAAGAAGAAAUUCGCCUUCCGAGCUCUCAAGAAAGAAGCGGCUCCGGGCAGGGAAUCGCGCCCCGCGGAGCCCGCCUGGCCUGUAGUUGCCGCGCCGGCCCCCGGCCUCGGCGCCGCCGAGGGGGAACCGGGCGGGCCGCCGCUCUGCGGGUUCAGCGGCGUCGAGGACAAAGAGCUGGAGCUGGGUUCCCUUGAGCUGCUGCAGCGCGACGUGGUGCUCUCCGGGCUGCGCGGCUGCCGGGUGCGGCUCCGCGGCAACGCUAACACGCUGCGGGUGCGGGACUGCCAGGGCUGCACUGUGCUCUGCGGGCCCGUUUCGACCUCGGUGCUGGUGGAUGGCUGCAACGACUGUGUCCUAGUGCUGGCCUGCCAGCAGCUCCGCACUCAUCGCACCCGUGACAGCUGGUUCUACGUGCAGGUAACCAGCCGAGCCGUAAUCGAGGACUGCACUAAGGUCUCCUUUGCCCCCUACACCUGGAGCUACCCUGGUAUCGAGGGAGAUUUCGAGUCUUCUGGGCUGGACAGAAACAGAAACAACUGGAAUCUGGUGGAUGAUUUUGACUGGCUAGCGACUGACAAACCUUCGCCCAACUGGAGCCUGAUCCCCGAGCAAGAGAGAAUCAGUUGCUGGGACUAGACUGGAGAGGCAGCUCGGUGCUGAGCAAGGAAAUCUGGUGUAAACACAUUGAUUCAUAAACUGUGGGACUUAAUCCCAUUAAAUGAUUGCAGUCGGCAUUUGAAUUGUGAAUUGAAAUGUAUGACUGGUUAGGGUGGGGUUUUUUAAUUAAAUACCAGUCAAAUACAGUUUACUGUUCUUUUACAAGUUGCUGCUAUAAUCUUUAUAUGGCACUGUGGAAUUUGCCAACUGCUGCGGUGCCUCAUUGCUGAGCUUUUCUAAUUUGGUGGGGCAAGGGGCAUGGAUGCACAUACAGCAGUGAGCAUCUAUUACAGCUGUUGUGCUACUUUUGCUCACCCAGAUAGAAGCUGAGUUAAUUGCAGGUAGUACAAUAUAAAGAUCAAAUACCACAUUUGUCAUGUUCUGUUCUCAACUUGCAGGUAACAGUACACUGUAUGUUAUGGUGAGUACGGGAGAGGACUUCUGUGAGGUAAUGGGGACAGAAGGCUGUAACUGAACAGUGUAUCCGACUGAGAUGAGUCUUAGGCUAUGAUAAAUUUAGGAGCCAGGGUCUUUCAACGUGGGAGAAAUCUGUAAGUCUUAUUUUCGUAGGCUUUUCUUUCAAGUGAGAGAAGCCUGAAGGAAAGAAAGUGACCUAAUGGGUGUUUAAUACUCUCCUAAUAUUAAUGAUUGCUUAACGCACCUGCAGAAGCUAUAUAAAUACUAAAUCUUUACAGUCUGGAAAUACUGUGUGAGAGGAUCCUUCUUCCAUUAACAGAUUUAACCAGAAAUGGGUAAAGUGAGUGCUUUGAGUGUGCUUUUGGGGGCGUACAGUAAGUGCUGAUUAACAUUAUGGAAGCUCUGCUGCAGUCUGAAACUUCAGGGGAGAGAUGUUGAGGUAUAUCACAGUUGUUUCAUCUGUCUACUAGGCAGUAGGCUUUAUGGUGCUGUGAUCUUGAUUUACAGCAUUGCUGCUGCCUAAGUGCUGUGUUGGC